UGCCUCCCUCCCUCUCCUGGCCUCUCCCGGUCCCCUCCUCCCGCCUGUCCCCGGGCAGGACUCGGAAGAUGGCGGCGGAUGAUCGUGGCCGCUCGGACUCGGCUAAAGAGAAGAGAAAGGAGCAGCUGAGCCGAUGGCUAGGCUCGGAGACGGAGCGAUGUCUUCCCCGUGGCACCUCUCGCCGGGCCCCCCGGGUCCGCUUCGCCCAAGGAGCCGUCUUUAUGGCCGCCUGUUCGUCUGGAGACCAGGAGGAGGUUCGGGAGCUGCUGGCGGCCGGAGCCCCGAUCAAUGGCACCAAUGUGGACGGGCUGACAGCUCUGCACCAGGCUUGUAUUGAUGAAAAUCUAGAGAUGGUUCAGUUUCUGGUUGAAAAUGGAGCAAGCGUCAACCAGCAGGAUAACGAGGGGUGGACCCCACUCCAUGCGGCCGCAUCCUGUGGCUUCGUGCCGAUUGCACAGUACUUGAUCUCAAAGGGUGGCAGUGUUUCCAUUCCAAAUAGUGAAGGUGAACUUCCCCUGGAUGUGGCCCAUGAGAGUGCCAUGGAGAAGCUGAUGAAGAGCGAGGUUAAGAAGCAAGGUGUGGAUAUAGAAGCUGCGAAGAGAGAGGAAGAGGAGCUGAUGCUGAGAGAUGCAAGGCGUUGGUUGAACAAUGGAAAGAUUGAUGAUAUCAGACACCCAACCACUGGAGCUUCUCCUCUGCAUGUAGCUGCUGCAAAGGGCUACGCUGAGGUCAUUAGGCUGCUCCUUCAGUUGGGGUUCGAUGUGGAUUUUCGUGACUUUGACGGGUGGACUCCUCUUCAUGCAGCGGCUCAUUGGGGCCAAGAGGAAGCUUGCCGAAUCCUGUCUGAGGCUCUUUGUGACAUGGAUGCUAUCAACAAAGUGGGUCAGACGCCUUUUGAUGUGGCAGAUGACAGUUUAGAGUCUGCGCUUGAGAAGCUGAAGAACAAACAGAGUGCGUUACGCUUGGAGAAAAUGAAGACCGCGCCUCAAAUUAUGACCCAGACAACUUCCGCCAACCAGAAUGCAGCUAGUAGAACAAGAAGGAGUUCUAUUUCUCGUCUGAGCAGCCAGGAGAAGUUUGCGCUGCGCGUUCAGGACAAAGAGCCCCGUGCACAGCCCCUCGCCACAACCAUACCCGCCGCCCAGCCAAUCGCCUCCAGUUCCGAUGAGUCUGGUUCUGAUGCUGAAUCGGAAAAAGUGAAAGCUCAAGAAAGAAUCAACAACCUGAACAAUCAACUGCGGAACCUUUCCGGAACAGCGGCAAAGAAGACCCCGGCUGUCCAGGAACAGGAGAAAUCUGAGCCUCAGUUGGGUUCAUGGAGAGCCUCUCUAAAGAAGACGGGUAGUUCUGGCGCACUGAGUUCUGGCACCACUUCCGAAGAAGGCAGGAGGGCAGCAUUGCCUAAAUCUGCCUCCAGCUCCCAGAUAGCAGACAGAGAAAAGACUGGGGCUGAAUUUCGUUUAGCAAGGGUGACUCCAAGUCAGAAAUUGCUCGGGAACCAGGAAAAUGUGAGAGAACCUCAGUUUAGCCGUGGGUCCUUCACCCGCCAGCGUAAUGAUGGAGAUGAAGGACUUAACUCAUUCCGUAGGCAGAGAGGAGAUUUUCUGUCGUCAAGGCCCGAAUCCACUCUUACCAAAAGAGAACCAUUAUUAAGUAAACCAGAGGUUUCCUUGACGAGCGCAAAUACUGUUAAGACUCCAGCAGACACCACGCCAAAUUCACUUGGAAGAAAUACAGAGACUGCAAAAACUGUUAGUACAAAUCUAGAGCCUACAACCAACUCUGAGACCAAAGAGAGGCGCAGGUCUUACUUGACUCCAGUGAGGGACGAGGAAGCGGAGGCACAACGAAAGGCGCGGUCUCGCCAUGCGCGACAAUCUCGUCGUUCCACUCAGGGAGUGACUCUCACUGAUCUGAAAGAAGCAGAAAAAGUCAUCAAAGGUCAGCAGGAAAACAAACCAACAGAAGCCGAGCCACAGAAAGAGGAACAGGACACUACUAAAGACAACCAACCAAGAGCUAGGAGUAGUCGGACUGUUGACGAAGGAACAGAGGUCAGCUGGAGGUCUCGCAUCGCCAAUUUGCAGAAAUCUGAUCUUCUAGGACUGACUACCCCAGACUCAGCUCCAAUCUCUUCUGGGUCCCACCGACGAGGUGCAGGCCAUAGUGUAGAGAGCAAAGAGAUGCAAAAGUCCCAUGAGGACGAGAAAGAAAGUGACGAGAGAAGUGGUAGAAACAAAGCUGGUGUGCGGGACCGCAGGAGACCGAGAGAAAAGAGGAGGUCUACUGGUGUUCCACUGACCACUAGAGAUAGUGAUGGAGAGGAUUCGGAAGAAGAGGACGAAGCAGAAGAGAGUUCGCGACCUCAGGUAGAUGGACUUAGUUCUCGAACGGACGCGGUUUCCAACGCACACACGGCGAGCCGCAUAGAAGCAGCCAUUGCAUCUGAACACCGGGACACUAAGGACUUCAAAAAACUGUAUGAAGAUUUAAUGAGAGACAAUGGACGUCUUCGCUCACAGCUGCUAAACACCCAGAACCUGGUGACUGAGACGAAAGCAGAAUUGGAAAGAGCCACUCAGAGACAGGAAAGGUGUGUUGACAGAUCAUUUCUUAUCGACACCGAGAAAAAAGAAAAAAUGAUCCUGGAACGCAGAGUAUCUGAGCUUCAAGAAGAACUGAAGGCUCUCGGAGACCUCAAGGCUGACAAUAAGCGCUUGAAAGAUGAGAAUGGAGCUCUAAUUCGAGUCAUCAGCAAGCUUUCUAAAUAGCACACUUUGUCGUAGGACUGGUCCAUGUUUCCUGCUCUCCUGCGUUUCACAGCACUGGGACAGACCAGGUGGGCAUACAUAGAUUACUACAGGUAGCUGGGAUAUAGAGGAUACGCAGUCAUCCCCCUCCUGUCUGUCACGUCACCACUUUUCAACAAAGUCACCCCUGAGGACUGUCUGGAAGUUGUCACAUCAAAGCACAGUUUGCCUUCCAGGAACCUUGUGGAUAACACACAGAAUGGCCAAACUCAUCUAGAAAGAAAGGCAUUGUAUAUCUGCAUUUGAAAAUAAUGUGGCUUUUUAGGCAUGUUUCCCAAAGCAGAGUGAACGUUCAUAACUGAUCACUGCUGUGAGAUUCUAGCUGUAAUGUCCAUCUGCACCCAUGCAAUGAGCUGCCAGUAUGCAGUGGUUGGAAGAUGUAGAGCAGCAAGGAAUUAAAUGGGUCAUGUGGUCUCUUAUCAGCUGUCACUUGUAGCAUGUUAUGUGGUCUCAUCAACUGCCGCUUGCCUGAAACGUG
Messenger RNA from Nanorana parkeri, 3288 nucleotides. RefSeq names its product protein phosphatase 1 regulatory subunit 12A-like. The transcript has 24 exons. Lineage: Eukaryota; Metazoa; Chordata; Amphibia; Anura; Dicroglossidae. Gene Ontology annotation, molecular function: phosphatase regulator activity; enzyme inhibitor activity; protein kinase binding. Gene Ontology annotation, cellular component: Z disc; A band; cytoplasm. The record is from RefSeq and is a predicted model, not a curated record. Gene Ontology annotation, biological process: signal transduction. The coding region runs from base 69 to 2771 and encodes 900 amino acids.